AUGGCCUCCCCCGAGCUGGCCAUUGCCAAGGCCGCUCUCUCCGCCUCCCUCUUCAGAGCCGACCCCGUAUCGCUGUCCCGUCCCGACGUCGAAACGCUCUUUCCACUGCUCGACGCCACGAUCGCCCAGUGUUCGCGACACAAUGUUCAGAGCUGCAAGAACUGGAUCAUGGCCAAUGUCGCGCCCUCGCCCGCGCGAUGCGCCAGCCUCGCCAAGUACCUCAUCGUGCUCUCCAAGAGCUUUUCUACCGACGCGGCCCCGCGCCCGAGUCUCAAGCGCAAGCGGCUGCAUAUUCUCUACCUCCUCAGCGACGCGCUGCACCACGCUGCGCGGACCAAUUUUCGCGCCUGUGCCGAAACCUGGGCCCCGCACGUAGUGACGCUCAUGGCCGCCGCCGCCUCGUUUGACAAGUGCCCGAAGCACAAGGCCAAGCUCGAGAGCCUUAUCUCGCUAUGGGCGGAGAAGCAAUACUUUUCCGCACAAGUAGAGUCGCAGCUGCGCGAUGCCGUGUCCACGGAUGGCACAAUUACCGCAGUUACACAGGCUGAGGCCACGCCCGCCGCAGCGUCUCUCAAAAUUGCUAAGGACGCUCCCUACAGGCUGCCCGCCUCACACGGUGAUCCGUCCACGCCGUGGUACGACCUGCCCAUGGGCACAUGGCUCCCCCACCUGACGCCCAAUUCCGCGCGCCCAAUGGUGCCGGACCGCAUCCGCCCGAUCCAGCUGUCCGCUGGCCUCGCCGACGCGCCCCUCGUUGACGCCGUCAAGACGCUCCUACGCCAUGCCAAUCGCAUAUACGCCAACAGUAGUGCUACCACUGACCCCGACGCCCACGACGUCGGAGAUGGUAUCCUCGAGGACAUCAACGAGCUCGGGGAGCGAUUCGUCGUGGAUCAAGCGACCGGGGACGUGCUGCGCGCUGAUACAUACUACGGCUGGUCGCGCCCCUUCUGUGAAAAGAUGAGGGCCCCCAAGGGCUUCCUCUGCCGCCACCGCCGCCUCCACCACCACCUCAGCAAGGUUAUUCGCAAGACAGAGGAGGCUACGACCGCGGUCGAGGGAGAUUUUGAAGAGUAG
Molecule: messenger RNA, 1077 nt
Organism: Cordyceps militaris CM01
Lineage: Eukaryota; Fungi; Ascomycota; Sordariomycetes; Hypocreales; Cordycipitaceae
Exons: 4
Coding region: 1-1077 (358 amino acids)
Biological process (GO): intracellular calcium ion homeostasis
Cellular component (GO): perinuclear region of cytoplasm
Source: RefSeq, a predicted model, not a curated record